AUGCCCCGUUUCUCCUCAGAGCCACACCCGGGCUUCAGCCUCACUCCGCCCCUUCUCUUCUCCCUGCAACGGGCACCCGGUGGCAGCUCCCACAGGAAGGAGGCCGUCCUCCCGCACCUGCAGGUGGCCCAGCCUCUGGCUGCUGAGCCCGCUGUCCUUCCUGUUUGUGCUGCAGGGGCCCUCGACAUGUGCCUCUGCCGCAGCCACAGCCUGCUGCCUUCCUGGGUGGAUUGGAAGGAGCCUCCCCUGCCUUCCCCUCGGAGCAUGCUCCUCCUUGAGGGCCGCGGGCAGGGUGGCCACCUUGCGGCCCCGUUGUGCGUGGGAACCUGCGAGCUGGCAAAUGGGGCUCAGAGGUUUUGCUCAGAAAUGGGUCAGAACGAAAGCCUCUUAGAGGAAAGAAAAGGGUAUGAGUCAAAAGGAAAGUCCGGGGGCGGAGGGCUCCUCUUCUCUCUCCACCCAGGCCUCCCGACUCCCCGGGCUGGUGAGGACACAGGCAGGCACCAACCCCAGCCCCGUGGCCUGUGAGCAUCUCAAUGGUCAGGACACGCUCUGCCCAGCUGAGCCUUUGCUGUGGGCCAGCUUCCCAGCGGACCCCCUUCAAGAGGCCUCCACCCAUGGGCCCCACUCCCAACCAAGAGCAGGGCACUGGCCAGCUACCCUCUGCAGACAGCGGCCCCCCGGGCAUCAGCAAGGGCACCCAGCCCCAGCCCGAGAGGCCCCCAGGGAGCGGGCGGAGCCUGGCUGUCCCCCGCCUACCCACCUGCUGAGCAGGUUGGUCCCAAGGUGCGUCUCGAGCGCCCCCUGGCAGCGUGCUGCAGAGCUGCAUGGCUCCAGGGAGGACACAAACUGCGCUUGAUUCUCCACGACAGGGGGGAACUGGGGGCUGGGGAGCCCCUCCGAGCCCACCUUUGGAAAGCGGGUGGAUGCAUGGAGCCUGGCAGGUGGCCGAGGGGCAGGUGAGCCCAGCCCCUCCCCUCCACUCACGUCCCAUCAAGCCCCAGGGUGUGGGGGGAUCAUGUCUGUGCCCCUGUUCGCCUCCAGGUGGAGCUGCCAGGUGGGGACCCACUCUGCACCCCAAGUUUUGCCCGUCCCUUCUGUUCUGCAGCAAGACCCACUCCUCUGUGCUGCGUGGCUGUGCGGGAGGGCUGCGACCCGGGGCCCUGAACCUGGGGCCGGCCCACUCAGCCACGCAGGCUGGGGAACAAGAUCGCCCCCCAGGACCAGAUGCUGGGGAGGUCCCCACUUCCUAGGGUGCUGGCUAGGGGAUCACACACCCCACAUUCUGGGCCAAGCAUGGUCCUGCCCCAACAUCUUGUUGGGUCGGGGGCAUCUCCUACCAGAGGAGUGUCACCCCAGAGUCUCUGCCAGGGUCUGCGCACAUCACCCUUGGGCAUCUGUGCUUGGGAAGUCACCAGGUGUGGGCAGGGCACCAGGCGGGAAGUGGCUGAGGCUGGAAGAACAGACACACAUCAGUGCCCCGCUGGGCUUCCUCAAGUGGGAAGCAGUGGAGGGGCUGGGCUGCGGGGCCAGGGUCAGCAGGCUCAGGGCUCACAGUCCAGCCAGCAGCCAAGGCGGGAUGUCUCUCGCUGCUUCGAGGGCCCUGGGACGGGGGCAGGAACGGCAGAAGGCAAACUGGAAAGGAAGUGAGUAAUGGGCCCCCAGGAAGGCUGAGCCAGGCCUGAUGCCCAGGAUUGGGGUCUCCAGAGUCCCUGGGGACCCCAGGGCAGCCCACCCACAGCCUGGGGUCUAUGGGAGCAGGGGGACUCCUGAUGGCUAGGGGCAGGAGCUUGGACAAAGUUGAAGGCUGUCUGAAUUGGCUGGGAGCCAAUGAAAGCCAAGAAAAGGCUGGGCGCGGCGGCUCACGCCUGUAACCCCAGCACCGUGGGAGCCGAG
Sapajus apella (tufted capuchin) is the source of this 1893-nucleotide messenger RNA. Its product is annotated as chromosome unknown C9orf139 homolog. The record is from RefSeq and is a predicted model, not a curated record. NCBI's taxonomy places the organism in Eukaryota, Metazoa, Chordata, Mammalia, Primates, Cebidae.